CCGUCCAGUGCGUGUUGUGAGCAGAGCUGACCUGGCUGAAGCUGCUCAUCCUCUUCCCGUGUCCUUGCUCUAUGUAUAACCCUGAGGAGAAAGCACAAUACAUCCUGAACUUUGGCUUGUAUUGUCCCAAAUCUCCUACAGCAGCUUCACCCAGCCAUUAAACAAGAGAUAGCACUGCAGUACUUCAAGAGCUCUCAAGGAAAGAAAAAUGCACGUGUCAGUUUUCCAUUGACACCUGUGGCUGCACCACGACCAAGCCUUGAACGCUGGAUCUUCAGUCUCCGUGACCCCGAAUCGCUUGUUGGGAUGAGCUGUGAAUUGCACCCAGAGGAGCCCAUGGGUUCAGAAGAGGCUUUGAGGCUUGACCUGAACCUGACUACUUGGUAUAAGGCAGAGGAGAAGAAAUUAUUCUGGAGUAUGAGCUGUAGCAUCUACAAAGUCCUCAGAACCAGGCUUACCAAGCAGCAGAGCAGGAAUACUCCAUGUCCAGGAUCUCUUCUGUGAUCAUGGUUUUCAUACAGGGAUUCAAAGACAGUGAGAUUAAUGCAGUUCAAGCCAAUUGAUCUAAGAAGACCUCAACAUCUACUUGCUUAGGCUGGUGUUUCCAAAGCUGGCAGUGUGGGUGCUCAGAGCUUUGCCGCGUCCCCUGAAGAACACACCACGCUGGCAGCAGCUCCAGUUAGUAGCAAGAAACCAAGUUUUCUGCCUGGUUUACACCUACCAGAACACACAGAGUCUGCCCGCAAUGCGUCAUGGUGUUCUACUCCCAUCAUAGACGUCCAAAGUGAUCAGAAUAACUUCUGGAAAGCAAGUUAUUUUGGUUUUUUGGACGUGUUUCUUUACCCUGGCAUGCUGUUCCAUCGUCACAGCACCCGGCUGUCCUGUAACUGGACACAGCAACACAGGGUCACCAGAAGGUCUGUCCAAGUCGCUGGGUCUCAUUGAGGGCUAUGGUGGGCGCGGUAAAGGUGGUCUUCCCGCCACCCUGUCCCCUGAGGAGGAGGAGAAGGCAAAGGGACCCCAUGAGAAAUACGGCUACAACUCCUACCUCAGCGAGAAAAUUUCCCUGGAUCGUUCCAUCCCAGAUUAUCGCCCAACCAAGUGCAAAGAGCUGAAAUACGGCAAGGACCUGCCCCAGAUCUCCAUCAUCUUCAUCUUCGUGAACGAGGCGCUGUCGGUUAUCCUGCGAUCAGUGCACAGCGCCGUGAAUCACACACCAGCUCACCUCCUGAAGGAGAUCAUCCUUGUGGAUGACAACAGUGACGAAGAGGAACUGAAGGCGCCACUGGAAGAAUACGUCAAUAAGCGCUACCCCGGGCUGGUGAAGGUGGUGCGCAACCAGAAGAGAGAGGGACUCAUCCGCGCUCGGAUCGAGGGCUGGAAAGCUGCCACUGGCCAGAUCACGGGGUUUUUUGAUGCUCACGUGGAGUUCACUGCCGGCUGGGCUGAGCCCGUCCUCUCACGGAUUCAGGAGAACCGGAGAAGGGUCAUUCUCCCCUCCAUAGACAACAUCAAGCAGGACAACUUCGAGGUGCAGCGUUACGAGAACUCGGCGCACGGGUACAGCUGGGAGCUGUGGUGCAUGUACAUCAGCCCCCCCAAGGACUGGUGGGACGCCGGGGACCCCUCGCUGCCCAUCAGGACGCCGGCAAUGAUCGGUUGCUCGUUCGUUGUGCACAGAAAGUUCUUCGGAGAAAUUGGGCUUCUCGAUCCCGGGAUGGACGUGUACGGAGGGGAGAACAUAGAGCUCGGCAUCAAGGUGUGGCUGUGCGGUGGCAGCAUGGAGGUCCUGCCCUGCUCCCGGGUGGCUCACAUCGAGCGCAAGAAGAAGCCCUACAACAACAACAUCGGGUUCUACACCAAGCGCAAUGCCCUGCGGGUGGCCGAGGUGUGGAUGGACGACUACAAAUCCCACGUCUACAUUGCGUGGAACCUGCCGCUAGAGAAUCCAGGUAUUGACAUCGGGGAUGUUUCCGAGAGAAAAGCGUUAAGGAAGAGCUUGAAGUGUAAAAAUUUCCAGUGGUAUCUGGACCACGUUUAUCCGGAAAUGAGAAGAUACAACAACACAGUCGCUUAUGGCGAGCUUCGAAACAACAAGGCGAAAGAUGUGUGCCUGGACCAGGGCCCGCAGGAGAACCACACAGCAAUAUUGUACCCGUGUCACGGCUGGGGACCUCAGCUUGCGCGCUACACCAAGGAGGGAUUCCUUCAUCUCGGCGCCCUCGGCACCACGACUCUUCUCCCCGAUACCCGCUGCCUGGUGGAUAACGUGAAAAGCCGCUUCCCUCAGCUCCUUGAUUGCGAAAAGGUCAAGAGCAGCCUCCAUAAGCGCUGGAAUUUCAUACAGAAUGGUGCCAUCCUGAACAAGGGAACGGGACGAUGCUUGGAAGUGGAGAACAGAGGAAUGGCUGGCAUCGAUCUGAUUCUUCGCAGCUGCACAGGACAAAGGUGGACGAUUAAGAAUUUCAUCAAGUAAAGGGUGGAAGGGUCAGAGGAGUUGGACUCAAACCACAGCUGGCUUGGACUGAACUGACUGGACUCCUUUGGGAAGGACAAAAUAUCAAAACAGAGCUUUAUUCGUGUUAUUAGGAGAGGACAUGGGGGAAACGGGCAUUUGUGUCUUUUUAUUGUAUAUUAGUCUCCCACAGCUGAUCCCGACUGUGUGAAAUUGGGUCAGAACUGCUAUUUUCUUCUGGCGAGCACUCUAAAAGGUACCACUUAUUUCUGCUGGAAUGACUGUAAUAAGCUCAUGCAGUCUUGUGAGCAUUUUACUGACAGGGAAUUGUUGCUUUCUGGGACGUCUCCAAGCUCUCCCAAAGGGGCCAGGUAGGUUUGCAGCACGAUCAGAGUCAAGAGACCCUGGAUAUACCUACCUGGCAAGCAGGAAAACUUACAUACUUGUGGGAGGAAAAGGUUUCCAGGCCCUAAAUGAGCUGAAUUUGCAAGAUGUGGUGUUUUGCUAGGUGCAAUCGCUUUCCCCCUUCUCACCCUUGCAUCCCGCAGCCCCUUGCCUGAGGCUGGGAACAGCAAAGCUCUCAGAGACACCUCAGUGGCUCCCAUGGAUCACAGGUGUCAUUAAACAGCAUCCUAUUGAAUGAAAACACUGAUUUCCCAUUGUUCCCUCUCCAUCGCCAAUGUGCUCCUGCCACCGGUUCCUCCCAUGGUCACCCCAAAUGGCUUCCCCUUGGAAAAGACCUUGGGUGGAUAGUUGUCUUCUCUUUUGGGGAUCAAUCAGACUGCAGAUCAGGGAGCUGCAAGAUCCACCUUGCCCUCCCAGCAAAGCUGAUGGCCUGGCACUGUCCCCUUGGACACCCACCAUCACCCUUUUUUCACUCUUUCCCUGUAGAAAUGAGGCUGGACCUGCUGGCGUGUGCAACUCACCGAGAGCAGGUAACGCAAGAGAAAAUCCUGUGUGGGCUUCCCUCCCAUGGAGGCUGUAAGGUUUGUUUUUAAGGCGUUCUUGCUCUGAAUGAAGACCUUGAUAGUGGUUGUCUCCAUAAGUUUGUAGUGGUGUAGAUCUCUUCCAGAAGCUCAGACACACCCAUCCUGCCUGGGCAAUGUGAGACUAUGGGCAAGGUCCACCCCAAACACCACACGGUGCUACAGUCUUCAUGGGCGAUGGAGAGGGAGGGCAAGACACCACUAAAUGGCCGUUUGGCUGAAAUUCUUGACCUUGGAGUCACUUGAAGGUUGUGGGGCAAUCUCACCUGCUUUUUUUGCCCCACAGUAGUCUCAGCUACAAAAUCUACCAUCAUGGGAGACCUCUGGUUUGGGGUCCUGAUACCUGGCUAACCGGCAAAGGGAAAUGUGGUCUUGGAAAGUUGUUUUAUGUGGAUUCCAGACUAAAGGGUGGAUACAGGCUCCGCUCGGUGGCGGGGAGAAGCCAGCCCAUCUCCUGUCCUUCUCGUGGAAUAAUACUCUUUCUGGUUGCCCUCUGGCUAGGGUGCACUAAAAUAUAUUAAUAUAUGAAAUGUACGUGUAAAUAAUGUUUCCCAAAGAUGGGACAUGCACAGAGUUGUUUGCUGCAGAGCGCUCAUUUCUGUCUUCCAUUUGCAUCAGGAUGGAGCUACCUGGACGUUUAAUGAGUUUAAUUUUCAAUGCCAUGCAGCAGGUUUAUAACUGAUGUUUUAGUAAUUUAUUGAACAGAAGCAGAUACGUUGCAUUGUUCUUUCUACAGCAAUGAGCAUCGCAUAGGACUGAUUGUUCAUUUAGGCUUGACAAGACUUCCUCUUCCAUUGGGGUUGUCUCUGAUUUUUUCCCUUGCCUUCCUUAAUGAAGUAAAACCUCUUAGUUGUCCUGAAUUGCAAAGUAGGGAGUCAAUGUAGAAUUUUGCUCUUACUCGCUGUUGCAUCAUCUCUUGUGUAAUAAAUUUUAGCACUUAUAAAACCAA
Columba livia (rock pigeon) is the source of this 4390-nucleotide messenger RNA. RefSeq names its product polypeptide N-acetylgalactosaminyltransferase 17 (gene GALNT17). Gene Ontology annotation, biological process: protein O-linked glycosylation. Lineage: Eukaryota; Metazoa; Chordata; Aves; Columbiformes; Columbidae. The record is from RefSeq and is a predicted model, not a curated record. Gene Ontology annotation, cellular component: Golgi apparatus. Gene Ontology annotation, molecular function: polypeptide N-acetylgalactosaminyltransferase activity. The coding region runs from base 1583 to 2476 and encodes 297 amino acids. The transcript is spliced from 14 exons.